AUGGGUUGCAGUCGAUCCAGAAUUUAUCACGAUACUGAAGUGGGUAUUGAUCAUAAAGAUCUUAAAUUGACAACAUUUGAAAGGCAAACAGAUGAUAUUGUUUUUGAUUUGGAUACAGAUAAUGAUCAGCGUGGAAGGAUUGCGGUCGAUUGUAUUUUUAGGCCUACCAGAGAAAUUUAUGGACAACGAGCAUCAGAUAUGAUUGAACAACAACUUAUUGUAUGGUCAAAAUACGAAUUCGAAGGGAAAAUUCAUCUAAUAAAUUCAGGAAUUAAAUUUCGAAAACGACCAUUUCCACAUGAUUUUCCGGCAUUCGCACAUGAAAAACCAGCAGCUGAAUUAGCGCAAUUAAGUCGACUUCAUCUCUCAAAUCAAUUGUUGCAAACACCUGCCGAAAGUACCGGUUUGACAAAAAUUCGCGAGACAAGUGAGAAAGAAAUUAUUGAAGAUAUUGCAAAAAAGAAAUGA
Messenger RNA from Cercopithifilaria johnstoni, 468 nucleotides. Lineage: Eukaryota; Metazoa; Nematoda; Chromadorea; Rhabditida; Onchocercidae. The record is from the annotation of a GenBank genome assembly.